Molecule: messenger RNA, 2155 nt
Organism: Culex quinquefasciatus (southern house mosquito)
Lineage: Eukaryota; Metazoa; Arthropoda; Insecta; Diptera; Culicidae
Product: heat shock 70 kDa protein cognate 4
Exons: 3
Coding region: 157-2097 (646 amino acids)
Biological process (GO): protein refolding; vesicle-mediated transport; cellular response to unfolded protein
Cellular component (GO): plasma membrane; nucleus; cytoplasm
Molecular function (GO): ATP hydrolysis activity; ATP-dependent protein folding chaperone; heat shock protein binding
Source: RefSeq, a predicted model, not a curated record
CUCAACCGCCACCGCGUUGGCGAAUUAUUCUUCAGCAAGACAUCGAACGGAUCAGUUCGUUGAAAAGAUAUUCAAGUGUGCAUUCCUUUAAUUUAAGCCAAAAGUGUUACGUAACUGUGCGUAAUUAUCAUUUAGACAAGUAAAAAAAGCAGAACCAUGUCCAAGUCUCCGGCGAUCGGUAUCGAUCUGGGCACGACCUACAGCUGCGUGGGCGUAUUCCAGCAUGGCAAGGUGGACAUUAUUGCCAACGACCAGGGCAACCGCACCACGCCGUCCUACGUGGCGUUCACGGACACGGAACGGUUGAUCGGGGACGCCGCCAAGAACCAGGUGGCCAUGAACCCGAACAACACUAUUUUCGACGCCAAGCGCCUGAUCGGCCGCAAGUUCGAUGACGCGACCGUCCAGUCGGACAUGAAGCACUGGCCGUUCGAGGUGAUCAGCGACGGUGGAAAGCCCAAGCUGAAGGUCGAGUACAAGGGCGAGCACAAGUCGUUCUUCCCGGAGGAGGUGUCUUCGAUGGUGCUGACCAAAAUGAAGGAAACGGCCGAGGCUUACCUGGGCAUCAAGAUCGCGAAUGCCGUUGUUACGGUUCCGGCUUACUUUAACGACUCGCAGCGUCAGGCCACAAAGGAUGCUGGAGCGAUCGCUGGGCUGAACGUGCUGCGUAUCAUCAACGAGCCUACGGCUGCGGCUAUCGCCUAUGGGCUGGACAAGCAGGGUCAUGGCGAGAGAAACGUGCUGAUCUUUGAUUUGGGCGGUGGAACUUUUGAUGUGUCGGUGCUGACCAUUGAGGAUGGUAUCUUUGAGGUCAAGUCUACGGCCGGUGAUACUCACUUGGGUGGGGAGGACUUUGACAACCGCAUGGUGAGCCACUUUGUGGAGGAGUUCAAGCGCAAGCACAAGAAGGACUUGGCGAGCAACAAGCGCGCGUUGAGACGGUUGAGGACGGCUUGCGAGCGGGCAAAGCGCACGCUGUCGGCUUCGACCCAGGCCAGCAUUGAGAUUGAUUCGCUGUUUGAGGGUAUUGACUUUUACACCUCGAUCACUCGGGCUCGCUUCGAGGAGCUGAACUCGGACCUGUUCCGCGAUACGAUGGAACCGGUUUCGAAGGCACUGCGCGAUGCCAAGAUGGACAAGGGAGCUAUUCACGAUAUUGUGCUGGUUGGAGGAUCGACUCGUAUUCCGAAGGUGCAGAAGUUGCUGCAGGACUUCUUCAACGGCAAGGAGCUGAACAAGUCGAUAAAUCCGGAUGAAGCUGUCGCUUACGGAGCUGCUGUUCAGGCUGCCAUCCUUCAGGGUGAUACUUCGGAGGCCGUCCAGGAUCUGCUGCUGUUGGAUGUGACUCCACUGUCGCUGGGCAUUGAAACCGCCGGAGGUGUCAUGACCGUACUGAUCAAGCGCAACACCACCAUUCCAACCAAGCAAACGCAAACCUUUACGACGUACUCGGACAACCAGCCCGGAGUGCUGAUCCAGGUGUACGAGGGUGAACGUGCAAUGACCAAGGACAACAACCUGCUGGGCAAGUUCGAACUGAGCGGAAUUCCUCCGGCGCCACGUGGAGUUCCCCAGAUUGAAGUCACCUUCGAUCUGGAUGCCAACGGUAUCAUGAACGUGUCGGCCAUCGAAAAGUCCACCAACAAGGAGAACCGCAUCACCAUCACCAACGACAAGGGUCGCCUCAGCAAGGAGGACAUCGAUCGGAUGGUCAACGAAGCGGAAAAAUUCCGCAACGAGGACGAGCAGCAGAAGGAGAAGAUCACCGCCAAGAACUCGCUCGAGUCGUACUGCUUCAACAUGAAGUCCACCAUGGAGGAUGCCAACCUCAAGGACAAGAUCCCGGACGCGGACAAGACGCUGAUCAUGGACAAGUGCAACGCCACGAUCGCCUGGCUGGACGGAAACCAGACCGCCGAGAAGGAAGAGUUUGAGCACAAGCAGAAGGAGCUGGAAGCCGUCUGCAACCCGAUCAUUCAGAAGCUGUACGCCAGCACUGGUGGAGCUCCCGGUGGAAUGCCCGGCGGUAUGCCAGGUGCCGGAGCUCCUCCACCACCGUCCGGAGGUGCCGGACCAACCAUCGAGGAGGUCGAUUAAGGACAGGACAAUUCUUUCUCAAUAAAAAAACUUGAAAAAACACACUCAAUUUAAUUAA